Molecule: messenger RNA, 1033 nt
Organism: Neopelma chrysocephalum (saffron-crested tyrant-manakin)
Lineage: Eukaryota; Metazoa; Chordata; Aves; Passeriformes; Pipridae
Gene: ANAPC16
Product: anaphase promoting complex subunit 16
Exons: 4
Coding region: 74-406 (110 amino acids)
Biological process (GO): protein ubiquitination
Cellular component (GO): kinetochore; anaphase-promoting complex; cytosol
Source: RefSeq, a predicted model, not a curated record
GCACCGCGAGCGCGGCCACGCGCGCCGCCCGCGCCCAGCCGCCGCCCGGGCGCCCAGGCUGGCACGGGGUGAAAUGGCAGCCUCCUCCUCCUCCUCCUCGGCCGGCGGAGUCAGCGGCAGCUCCGUGACAGGGUCGGGGUUCAGCGUUUCGGACCUGGCACCGCCUCGGAAAGCCCUCUUCACUUACCCCAAAGGAGCUGGGGAGAUGCUGGAAGAUGGCUCCGAGAGGUUCCUCUGUGAGUCUGUCUUCAGCUUCCAGGUGGCGUCGACGCUGAAGCAGGUGAAGCACGAUCAACAAGUCGCAAGGAUGGAAAAACUAGCCGGUCUGGUGGAGGAGCUGGAGGCAGAUGAGUGGAGGUACAAGCCAAUAGAGCAGCUCCUGGGAUUCACUCCUUCCUCGGCCUGAGUGUGUCUGGAUUGCUGCUGUCAGGGAGCAGAAGAAAAACAUUCCCUGGCCUGGCUUCCAAACCCCCCCCAUCCAUGAGAUGCUGACAGCUGCAUCGGCACGGCGGGGCUCUGUUUGAGAGCGGGGAUCCCCCGUAAAGCUGCCAAUAAACAGAAAUGACUGGAUUCUGUAAGUCCUCACUCUGACAGGCUGGCAGGGCUCAGGCUCUGUAACUUAGAAGGCAGGAUCAGCUGUGCAGCUCUCGGAGAGUCACUGUAUUAUUGACAGAGGAGGGCACACUGACAGUGUGGCCGCGGGGAGGGCGACCCAGUAACUCGGCCUGGCCCUGCGCUGGCACACGGCCGGAGCUCCGGGUGACUGGGGAAACCCCUGUCUGUGCUCUGCAGCAAAUGACACCCUGCCAAAAACACUCCUGAGCCCCAGCCCUUGUUCUGAGGGAUGGACAGGGCAGGAACUGUCCCAGGUCAGGUGAGGUGCCAGGCAGUAACUCCGAAGCUGUUCCCUCUCCAUCACCAUUUCUCUAGUAGCGCUGGUAAGGAAGGACACUGCUCUUUCUUUAACACUCUGAAUCUUUUUCCUCUUUGUUCUGUAUUAAAUUUCUCUGUGACAAUAAAAUAAUUCUCUCUU